AUGUUGUAUGAGAUAGAAAGUAUCGUAAAAGACUUUGACAGUAUCUAUUCAUUCCUAAAGGACAAAAAAGUGUUGAGUUCCUCAACUCCAAUUUGCUCAAAAUGCCAUAGAGAGAUGACUCUUAUAAAACACAACCAGGAAAAAAUUUUUCGCUGCCCAACUCACAAAGGGGAAAAAGAGUCAAUUACAAAGAAAUCGUAUCUCGAAAAUAGCAGAUUGAAACUGCACGAUUUCAUUCAUGUUAUAUAUUGUUGGGGCAGUAACCUAACAAUAACAGGAGCAAUAGCAAUGACUGGAUUGUCAAAAUCUACCGUUAUUCAAUGGUAUCAAUACAUGCGAGAUAUCUGUAGCAACAAUCUAAUCAACAAUCCAUACCAAAUUGGUGGUGUCGGACACGUUGUUGAAGUAGAUGAAAGUCUGAUGUGUAAGAGAAAAUACAAUAGACGGAGAACGCCACAAGAGAGAUGGGUCUUUGGAGGUUACGACAGAGAAGACAAAAAAGGCUUCAUACUGUUCGUAGCUGACCGUUCCUCGGAAACUCUGCUACCCAUCAUCAAAAAAUUUAUUAGACCGGGCACAACAAUUCAUUCGGAUUGCUGGCCCGCCUAUAAUGGUAUUGCAGAAAUGGAUGUGACACCAAAAUACAUCCAUUUCACAGUAAACCAUUCCCAGAAUUUUGUGGAUCCCCUAACAGGUGUACACACAAAUUCUGUGGAAUGUUACUGGAAGAAUGCCAAAAGAAAAUUUAAAACGAUGAUGGGGGUACAUUCCACCAUGGUGGACUCGUACCUUGAUGAGUUUCUGUGGAAAACAGUAUGGGCAAACUGCAUACGAUUGCUUGAUGAAUAUUCUGAAACAUCUUUCAGAAUGGUAUAG
Molecule: messenger RNA, 876 nt
Organism: Octopus sinensis (East Asian common octopus)
Lineage: Eukaryota; Metazoa; Mollusca; Cephalopoda; Octopoda; Octopodidae
Exons: 1
Coding region: 1-876 (291 amino acids)
Source: RefSeq, a predicted model, not a curated record